Molecule: messenger RNA, 5214 nt
Organism: Alternaria arborescens
Lineage: Eukaryota; Fungi; Ascomycota; Dothideomycetes; Pleosporales; Pleosporaceae
Exons: 2
Coding region: 1-5214 (1737 amino acids)
Molecular function (GO): guanyl-nucleotide exchange factor activity
Source: RefSeq, a predicted model, not a curated record
AUGGAUUCUGAUCAAGCGCAUGAAUAUGCAUUCGACCCCGGCCUCUCUGUUUCACACUGGCUGCAGUCGACUGAGCUCGACCAUGCCGACCAAGAGCUGGGAACCUCGCCCGAGCACUACUACUCCGCCUAUACUACGACCGAGCACACAGCACCUCCCUCACCGCAACGCGGCAUCGACAUGCCCGCAACGCGGCCGCGGCAGCCCAUGACGAACGGUGCGCGCACAACACCCAAAGCGACCCCGAGGUCUGCUUCUGGUCCUGCAUCGCCGCCCGCAGCAACUCGCUCCUCCCCUCAGGUCUCCAACAAGGUCCGGGCCCUGGCAGAGCGGUUCGAGCAGUCGCCCGGAGGCAGCUCGACGGCCUCUUCGCCUGCAGUGCGCUCGAGAUCUAGGACACCGAGCCGGGCUGGGGCACACGACUCGGCCACCAGACGUACGAAUGCGUCCAUCUCGUCGACUGCAUCGGCUGCACGCCCAAGCAAAGAAGCCUCGUACGGACCGCACAAGUUCAACAACCUGAAGCCGCGAGACCGCCCACAGCCCGCCCCAGCAGCUACCCGAAGUGCGCGAAGGACAAACGGCAGCAGGAGCAGCAUCGACCAGCACGUCUCGUCAACGUCAACGCCCAAGAAGGUGACCUCGCCGAAUCGGGCGUCAGCACCAAGCGGGAGGCAGCUGUUCGGCGAAGUGCUGACUGGGCAGGAUGCAUUGUCGCCAGGCUUCGGAAUCCCCGUUUUCGAGAACCCACACGGAGACACUGCACAACCCUCGUCCUCGUUCAGCAGCUCGCACCAUGGACGGUCCGCGAGUACUGCGACAUCAGCCAUGGCCGACGACGCGCAACCCACCACACGUCCACAGGCACAUGCGCAAGAACAAACUACAGCACGGUCGCCUCAACGGCACACGCCACGUUCGAGGAUUCCAGUAGCGACACGGCGUUUGAGCGCCGGCUCAGACUCCAACUCGUCGACACGGUCCGUCAAAUACACGCCAACCCGCGCAAUGAACCACAGCAACCGCGCCUCGCCGACGAGAAUGGACAGGGUUCUGGCUGCGGCCGUCGCUCCAGUCUCCUCCCGAGGCACAGACCAGUCAACGCUCCCCGCAUUAGCUUACCGUGGAUAUCGCGAGAGAGGGAAGUCGCCCUUGGGUGCGAGAAGCGGACCAAGUGUUUCUGCCGUCGUCAACGCCCCGCCUCCACCAACGUCGCCUCGCUUGCGCAACUCAAGAGAAAGACAGCCGCUCCAGCCUUCACCCGCAUCCCGCUCGACAAGUACCGGCCCCCAUGGUGAGCAGGAAUAUUUUCCACUUGCGAGCAGCUUCGAUCCCCCACAAGAGCAACCUGCGGGGCUACUCGACGUUGCUGAGAUCGAGCAACCCCAUGAUAUCCGUGCGCAGACGCAGCGCAUUCCACGGGAUGAGCAUUCGUCACCCUCGUCAGAGCAACAGCACCUGAGCCUUCAGACAUCUAGCUUGUCCGUACCAGUUCUCGGGCAACCAGCGUCAGCCGUGACCGACUUUGACGAAUCGCCUGUGUUGGGUCUACCAGGAAGCUUCAUUCUUACGCCGCCUACCGCGCAUCCCGAGCCGGAGCAACAGCUCUUGCAGCCACACGUUUUCCACCCUCCGCCGCAGAGGCCUGCUCCGCAAUCGCCUGAGAUGGAGAAGUCGGAGCUAGGUGUCAGAGAAUCAAUACCAAUUAUGCUUAGCGAGGAGCCGCCAUCAGAACCAUGGGAGGCCGACUCGGAGAGCUUCAGCGCCGGCCUCAAGGCUUUGUCAUACGGGUACACGUCCGACCAAGCACACGACACUAGAGACAUGCCGUCCAUGUCUCGACACGAUACAAAAGGAUCGCCAGGAGAUUUGCUUCCUAAGCGGGACACCCUUUAUCCGGAUGACUCAGCCAGCGUCGCUCCCUACCGAACACUUGGAUCACUGACGCUGAACAAUGAAACUUACAGUGUUGUGAACUCAGUUUUGAACAUGUACCAUCAAUCGCCAGUUAUUUCCCCUGAGUUAGCAUCGAUAUCCAGAGAAAGGGUGCAGCAGGUCUCACCCGUCAUCGCACAGCACAAAGAUUGGGCAUCGAAAGAGUCCACAGAAUCAUAUCUCGCUCGGUUGCUGAGCGACGCUAAUGGUUCAAAACACGAUAAGGAGAGGCCUGAGCCCGAGAGAGUAGCAUCCCCAUCGCGUCCAGACUCAUAUACGCCGCAGCUGCAGCAAGGCACACCAGAAUCACAUGUCGGCGGCACGGCGAUCAUUUAUACUUCGUCCUCGCGGCGCUAUUCACGGGAAUCGGCAGGCUCUACCACCACAACCAUACAGGAAGAUGCGUCUCAUUCUGGCAGCUCUUCUGGUGACCCUUCUCACAAUGCACUAUCACGAACGUCAACGGAUGAGCAUAAGUCAGUUGCAGCUAACCGCAUUGAACUUCCACAACUUGCAUGGACCAAUGGUGGACUUGGACUUGACUUACAACACAGUAUGCCGCAUUCACUUCCAGCGCCUCCCCGUCCCAACUACUCCCCACCGCCUCCCCCUGUGAAUCCAUCCAUUGAUCAGCAACUCUCCUCUCGAUCCAAUCCGUACAACUCUACGCCACAACAUCAACAGCUCUCACGACCCAUGCUCAACGACGACAAAUUCGAAAUGCACCCCGCUCGGUCACGCACUCCUGUUCUUCACGUUCACGAACAAAGUCUCGAGGACCGAUAUGGUACCCCACAACCUAUCGAAUCUACUGUAGAUGUGCCAUGUGAAGCCGAGCAAGGCGAAAACGGUCAGCCUGACCCUGCCAAGCAAGCUCUAAUAAAGCGAUAUCGCACCUUACAAGAGCUGCUUCACACUGAGCAUCAGUUCUGCAUAGACAUGAUGAUCGCGCACAACAUUUUUGAAGCAACCGCGUCGAAUCUGAUGAGCGAGAAGGAAAAGAGAUUGCUGUUCAGCAAUUGCAAGGAAUUAGAGAAGUUCUCUCUGUCGCUAUUUCGUGCCUUCAAGAAGGCUGCGAAGCCUAUUGUCAACUACGAGAUAUCACCCCCAAGUGGACCCUGGAACCGUGAUUCCUCCGACGGUAAAUCCUAUGACUCCGGAGAAUCACCAAUGCAUGCUCGGCGACCAUCUGAGGAUUCCCCGAAUCAGUUCGAGAAUUGCACUCUGGAAAAUGAUCGAUUGACCACCAUUGGCCAAGUUUUUCUCGAUAACAAGGAAAAGAUGGAGCGGCUCUACACGACAUAUUUCCUUAAUCAAGAUAAUGCUAGUGCUUAUAUCAAGAAGAACCACGGCAACGAAACUCUAUCUGGAUGGGUCACUGCUUGCUUCGAGCAAGUAGAGAACAUGACUCAAGCCUGGGACUUGGACUCUUUGUUGUUGAAGCCAUGCCAGCGCCUGUUGAAGUAUCCAUUGAUCCUCCAGUCCUUGCAAGAAAUUACAGAUCCAGACCAUCCCGAUCUACCGAAAAUCAAAGAAGCUCAUGAGGAAUUGAGAGCAAUGAGUCAGCGUAUCAACCAGGCCAAGGCACGUUCCGAUACCUUCCGCGCUGCCGCCUCUGAAGGCAAGAAGGAGAAGAAAAGCGGACUGGGCAAGACUUUUGUCAAGGCUUUUAUUCCCAAGGUCGAUAAGAGCAAGGCAUAUGACGAGGCCGACAAGACCUUCAAGGAUCAGGACUACAAGUCUAAAGAGCAGAAGUUCGGAGGGCACUUUUUCCAACUUCAGAUUGUUAUUCGUGAUUUCGAACAGUAUCUUGAUUCGAUUACGGAGCAUUACCUCCAGCUCAAUAUCGUGUUCUUGGGUUUCAUCACCGUCUGCGAAGUAGCGCCAUCUGUGUACCCAGAAAUUGAGAGUACGUGGCGAAAGUGGGCAAUGGCCCAUUUCGAGCUGCAGAACAAGGCGUUGGAAGAGCACAAAGCUGCUGUUCGAAGCCGGGUUUUGAAGCCUGUAGGCGACCUCUGGGAGAUGUGGGUCUCUUAUCAGAAAACUAUCGAGCAACGCAAGAAAUACCUGCUGUACUACGUUAAGCACAAGCAAGCACUCGACCGUGGGGAAAAGAUCGACCCCGACAUAGAGGAGUCGUCCAAAAAGUUCAGUACGAUCAAUGACACUCUCAAACAUGAGUUGCCUCUUCUCUACGAAAGAACAAAAGGCCUCAUGCGCACGCUCAUGACUCUGUUCAUGUGUUUGCAGAAGGAUUGGUACAAGACUUGCUCGAAAAAGAUCCUUCCGCUCCUUGAAAGCGAACCCCAGCACACGACAUCCCUUCGUUAUGACUUAGAAUCGUACGUCGAACGCUUCCACGGAGACUACAAACCGAUGCAGGAUCUUGCAAACAGACUAGGCAUCAUCAACCGGAACCUCCUGGUUGACAUCUCCAAUAUGACGUCUCCCGUUCCAACGCUCUCUUCCGACGGUGGUGCGUCGUCACGCAACUCAUCGUCGCGUCGUACUGAGUCCAUCGGGAGCGAGGCAUCAAUGCUCGACUUAAAGACCCGCAACAGUGGUGGAUAUGCACCUCGAUCACAUCCACGAAGUCUCGACAACCCACCGCGUUCUUCCCCUGCAGGACCAGCGUAUCCUUCUCUCUACCCACCUAACACAUCAGGUCGGGCUGGUCCGGGACCUACUUCAUUACGGGAAGCCCGUGCACUCAGCCCUACAUCUGACAACAGUGACGCCACUGUAGUUCGCAAAGAGCGGCGCAAUACUGGUCCCUCUCGCAACAACCAUAACUACAUGAAUCUGGACGGUGCAGUAGACAUCGAGCACUCACCGCUGAGCGUCAACGCAUUUGAUUUCCCACCUCAACUUGGUCCAUCCUUCCUCUCACCUUCGCAACCCACCAUCCACACUUUCUCUGCGCCUACCUCUCAGCCAGCAUCAUUACCGGGAUCUACUCGUGCAUCUGGUGUCUUUAACUCAGCUCUGCCAAUGUCGGAUUCUCCUGCCCGUGGUAGUGUUGAGGAUCUCCCUACUACACCUGCGGACACCGACGAGCCAGAAGUACUCUUCUUAGCAGCCAGUCUCUUCGAGUUCAACAUUGCUCAUGAUCGGCGCGAAGGCGGGAUACCAUAUCUCGUGUAUGUACCGGGCGAGAUUUUCGAUGUUAUUGGUAUGAAGGGUGAGCUAUGGCUUGCGCGGAAUCAAGACGAUCAAACAAAAACAGUAGGAUGGAUUUGGGAAAAGCACUUUGCGCGUAUCUUACCCGAAGAUGCAUAG